UAAGGGGUCAGUCCAGGAGUUGUCCUCGAAAGGAGAGGAACUAACUCUGCGUGUGUGUGUGUGUGUGUGUGAGAAAUGAGUGUGUGUGUUCUGUUUGCUUAUAAUGAUUUUUAAGGUCAUUUUUUCAUCCUGUACACAGAGGACAUAAUAAUAAUAAUCCACAGCCAUGAGCCGGACCACCUUCUUUGAGGUGGAGGUCCUGGAUGCCAAGACAAGAGAGCAGCUUUGUUUUUUAGAUAAGGUGGAGCCCUGCUCAACAAUAGGAGACAUCAAGAGCCUUUUUCACAAAUCAUAUCCUCACUGGUAUCCAGCAAGACAGGCCCUGAAGCUUGAUCCCAAGGGAAAAUUACUCAGAGAUGAUGAAAUCUUACAGAAUUUACCAGUUGGGACCACUGCCACCAUGUACUUCAGAGAUCUUGGUCCACAGUUAGGUUGGACUAUGGUGUUUCUGGCCGAGUAUAUCGGGCCCCUUCUCACCUACCUCCUCUUCUAUUUUCGAGUACCGUACAUUUACUCACACAGACAUGCCUUUACCUCCAGUCCCCAUCCUGUUGUCACACUAGCCUGUGCCUGUCACACCUUCCACUAUAUGAAGAGGUUGAUAGAGACUAUCUUUGUCCAUCGUUUCUCUCAUGGGACAAUGCCUCUCAGGAUAAUAGUCAGGAAUUGUGCCUAUUACUGGGGUUUCUCUGCUUGGUUGGCCUAUUAUAUUAACCACCCUCUUUAUACACCUCCAUCUUACGGAGACCUACAAGUCAGUUAUGCACUAAUCAUAUUUGUGGUGUGUGAACUGGGAAACUUCUCCAUUCACUUGACUCUGAAUAAUCUCAGAGGAGAUGGACCCAGGGGGAGAAGGUACCCUGUUCCAACUAAGAACCCCUUCACAUGGCUGUUUUUCUUUGUAUCCUGUCCAAAUUAUACGUAUGAGGUUGGAGCUUGGCUGAGCUUUUCCGUCAUGACGCAGUGUCUUCCAGUGGCAUUUUACACAUUAUUGGGGUUCAUUCAGAUGACGAUCUGGGCCAGAGGGAAGCACAAAGCCUACAGCAGGGAGUUCAAGGACUAUCCCAGCCUCCGGAUGGCCAUUGUCCCGCUUAUUCUGUGAUCGUGGCUUAAACUGGGCCAUAUAUUCACUCCUUACAAGUGUGUCAUGAAAAUAAGAAGCUGCUACUGCUGAGUCGAGCACUAUGCAAUUUUUUUUUUUUUUUACUAAUGAAUGAACUAAAAGGAGUGGGAAUAGGAGCAAUAAUAUUAUGGCAUUAUACCGUAAAUCUUUAAUAAGCUGUUCAGUUUCAAAAAUUGGUUUUAGUUUUGAUUUGGCAUUGUGAUAUGAAGUUAAAAAUUAGAUUAGAUAAAUCUUCAUUGCUGUGACAUUUUCUAUGCUGUGUUGACAAUGACUACACAUAUUUAUUUAUUUAUUUUGGUGUCCGAAUGCUUACACUAUAUCAAAGGUUUCAGGAUAAGUGAAAGAAAUAAAACGUAUUCUCAUAAUGAAGUGCCUCUGGCAGCAAACUAUCAAAUUAAAAAAUGUCAUAGCAUCCAACAUUACUUUGAAGCUCUCAGGAGGAAUGCUGAUGAAGCAGACAAUUAAUUAUACUAAUAUUAUGCUUCUCCAGUGUAUAUCUCAGAUUGUUUUCUUCAGAGAAAAGGUAAUUGUGCUGUAGAGAAGUAUCUUGUGGCAUUAAUGUGUAGAGGGCUUAUCAGGUAGUCAGUGAUAACUGCUGAGGUUCUCUAGCCCUCACUGUCUAAUCUCAGGUUUUAUUAAAAUGUUAAAAACUGUUUUCUAUAGAAGUGAAUGUAAGGCAUCUGAGGUCAAACAGCGUGUCUGAAAAAAGGUCCAUAUCCUAAGGAAAAAUUCAACUUUAUUUGACAUGAUGCUCCUUUUAAAAAACAUCACUUCUAAUGACACCAGGAACUGGUUUCCAUCUGACAGUUUAGCAAAGUCGCACAUGUAUAUGUUAGUUAGUGAGUUAGUUGGUUUAUUGUCCACAAGGGGAAAUUCAUGAAGCGCAAAAAUUAAACAAGACAUUAGUGGCAUAAAAAUAUCGAAUGACAUCGAAAUGAUUUUCAUAGCAGCAAGGAAAUUUUGUAAAAAUUAUGAGCUAUAUUGCACUACUAGCAGAUUUUAUUUUAGCAGAUUGCCAAAAUUCUUGGUCAAAAUUGUUAUGCUUCAACUAAAGCUGCAUUAAUAAAGUGCUAAGGCUA
Seriola aureovittata is the source of this 2202-nucleotide messenger RNA. RefSeq names its product trans-2,3-enoyl-CoA reductase-like 2a (gene tecrl2a). Lineage: Eukaryota; Metazoa; Chordata; Actinopteri; Carangiformes; Carangidae. The transcript has 13 exons. The record is from RefSeq and is a predicted model, not a curated record. Gene Ontology annotation, biological process: very long-chain fatty acid biosynthetic process. The coding region runs from base 167 to 1102 and encodes 311 amino acids. Gene Ontology annotation, molecular function: oxidoreductase activity, acting on the CH-CH group of donors.